Messenger RNA from Eruca vesicaria subsp. sativa (arugula), 1022 nucleotides. The record is from the annotation of a GenBank genome assembly. Lineage: Eukaryota; Viridiplantae; Streptophyta; Magnoliopsida; Brassicales; Brassicaceae.
UUACAUUUCUUUCAACUCCUUAACCUACUUACUAACUUUAAUGUAAUAAAAAAUGUUGAAAUAACAAUAUUCGAGAGUUUUUCCACAGCUUGCAAUAUAAACAGACUGCGCGUGGUCUCGAGAAGUUACGCUUCGUUCCAUAUAGGUUAACUUCUUACCAAGAACAAAACAGAUCAAAUGGCUAGUCUUAUCUCGUUUCAUGAUGUAGCUAAACAUAAGUGCAAGAAUGAUUGUUGGAUUCUCAUCCAUGGAAAGGUCUAUGACAUCAGCAGUUUCAUAGACGAACAUCCUGGCGGUGACAAUGUUCUCCUCGCAGUCACCGGAAAGGAUGCGUCGACUGAUUUCGACGAUGUGAAUCAUAGCAAUGAAGCUAAAGAAACAAUGAAGAAAUAUUGUAUCGGUGACGUUGACCAGUCAACAGUUCCGGUGACGGCGAAGUAUAUUCCGCCGUGGGAGAAAGAAUCUUCGGCCGAAACCACCAAAGAAGAAACUGGAAACAAGAUGCUUGUGUACUUGAUUCCUCUCUUGAUUCUCGGCGUUGCUUUCGUUCUCAGAUUCUACAACAACAACAAGCAGACAAGUUAAAAGAUUUAUGAUGGAUAGAAACAUCCAUCACUGAGUUUCAUUACGUCAUAUUUUUUGUAAUAUUAUCUAGGUUUUGUGUGUGUUGUAAUAAUGGGUUUCUUAUGCAAAGAGUUGGGCCAUGUAUGGGAAUUCAAAGUAUUGUUUCUUUAUGAUACUCGGCCAUACCAAACAGGGCCGUUUGAUGUAUUGAAAAAAGCUACGACAAAACAAUUCUAUUAAUUUGAAGUUUUUUAUUCAACCUAAAAGAUGAAUGGGGAUUGGGGGAUACAAACUCACAUACACUAUUAGUUCGUUAAAUUGUAUACAAACAUAUGCAUAGAAAAAGAAAGAAGGAAAAAGCUAGACAGAUAUAUAUGCAACAUUUCAAAGGAGGAAAAAUAUGCGUGCUAUAUAUAAGAAAAUGAGCUUAUUGACUAUGUUUAGCAAAGAAAUGAAAA